GAGCAUUAUCUUGUUGUUCUCUUGAGGGAGAGAGAGAGCGAGAGAGGCGUGGUUAAGGUUAAGAUUCUGAUUAUUGCUUACUGGAAGCACUUAAAAAGACGGGGAAGGACUUGCGUUGUGGUGUGUUCUCGGUGUUGAACAUUCGGGGAGGAGAUUCAGUUGCUCGUGGAGAUAAGAACGGCCGCGGGAUCCAGCUGACUGUCGUGGUGGAUCUAAGCAGCACUUCGGCAGGUGCCAGGGCGUAUGUUCGAAAGUAUUGUGUGAAUGGUACGUGGAGUCAUUGCAGUGUUCUGAGCGACGGUUUGAGACAAUAGUGCGGGUUCGAAGAGGAAGACUGCGGGAGAAUGAACAGGAUCCGAAUUCUGCUGCAGUAUGCCAUUCGGUUGCAGCCUUCCUGCUUGCACGUUAGCGCUGUUGCAAACAAAAUCGUCACAGUUGGAAGCCAAAAAUGUCACUCCACCGCGUACCGGAUUGUACGUGCCGUACUCCGCAAAGUUUCUUUCGGGCAAUCAUUUGCGCCGUUCUCUUUUUCAGCUCGCCAAUAGAUUUUUUUGUGCACGCGGAGGCUUUAACAGGUGCGGAGAGUGACCUUGAGUUGCCUACUUCCAGCAUUCUUAGUGGUAAGCAUUUCAUACAAUAUGGCACACAGAGGACAAGAGCGGAUAGCAGACCGAAACAUUGGAAUCGCAUGUCGGAUUCUCGUCAUGUUAUCGGUACUGAGAGAAGCAAUGACUUAACCAAGUUCUACUCCGACCUGCCAGAGAUUGCAACGUGGGACAACGCCAUGCUUGGUACCGACAUCGACAACAAAUUCUUUGGGAGAAGCUUUAACCGUAACCGGCGAAUGCUACAACAAACAAGAAAUUUGUGCACCAACAAAGACAUAAGCAUUUCCCAAGGCCCUGAUGGUUCUCCUGGCAUGCCACACUUUUCCGUGCAAAUAGUGAACACGUGCAUGUCUGGCUGUGCUCCAUCACAAGUCCAUGUAUACUGUGGCUGGUUUGCGUCAGCCUCACUCGUUAAUCCUAACAUCUUCCAAAGACUAGCAUAUAAUGAUUGCCUCGUCAACGGAGGAAGACCUCUUAAGCAAGGGGAAAUUAUGUGCGCAUCACUACAGACGUUAGGAUAACGCACGGACUUGAUGGAUCAGGAAUUCCUCUCUUCAGUGCUAGAUAGUCGACAGAAUCGUACCUUAUUCCGCACCAGCAGGCAUUCACGUCUUUUGUGACUGGUUGGCCAAGUCUCCACCUCCCAAUCCCAACAUUUUCCACCACAAUUCUAGUGACGAUUGUCUCGUGAAUGAAGACAGCCCACUGUUUCACGGCGUCAUAAUUUAAUUUCAGUAUGCAAAUUCCUUUUUGUAUCCAAUGCGGUUACGUUCAGCCAGGCUCGGCAGAUAGUCUCUUAUCUUAUUGCAGUAACAAGGAUAGUUCUUGUACCAAAUGACGCAUUAUGACCGAUUGUUUGUAAUCCUGCCUGUGAUUGUAUACUGAUUGUUUGCUAGGACACUGCAUACACCGUGCAUUAGAAUUUCUUAAUGCUGGAAAAAGACAACGAGGUGGAGCAUGCA
Messenger RNA from Physcomitrium patens, 1570 nucleotides. RefSeq lists its product as uncharacterized. NCBI's taxonomy places the organism in Eukaryota, Viridiplantae, Streptophyta, Bryopsida, Funariales, Funariaceae. The record is from RefSeq and is a predicted model, not a curated record. Gene Ontology annotation, biological process: cell fate determination.